Molecule: messenger RNA, 1320 nt
Organism: Debaryomyces hansenii CBS767
Lineage: Eukaryota; Fungi; Ascomycota; Pichiomycetes; Serinales; Debaryomycetaceae
Gene: ERF1
Product: translation termination factor eRF1
Exons: 1
Coding region: 1-1320 (439 amino acids)
Biological process (GO): cytoplasmic translational termination
Cellular component (GO): translation release factor complex; cytosol
Molecular function (GO): sequence-specific mRNA binding; translation release factor activity, codon specific
Source: RefSeq, a predicted model, not a curated record
AUGUCAAGUCAAGAAGCAGACACAGCUGAAAAGAAUAUUGAGAUCUGGAAGGUCAAGAAGUUGAUCAAGUCUUUGGAACAAGCCAGAGGUAAUGGUACAUCGAUGAUUUCAUUGGUUAUUCCACCAAAGGGUCAAGUUUCGCUUAUCCAGAAGAUGUUGACAGAAGAAUACGGUACCGCAUCCAAUAUCAAGUCUCGUGUCAACAGAUUGUCAGUGUUAUCGGCCAUCACAUCCACACAACAAAAAUUAAAGUUAUAUAACUCAGUUCCGAAAAACGGGUUAGUCCUUUACUGUGGUGAUGUUUUAACGGAUGAAGGUAAGGAAAAGAAGUUGAAUAUUGAUUUCGAACCAUUCAAGCCAAUUAAUACAUCUUUGUACUUGUGUGACAAUAAGUUCCACGUUGAAGCAUUGUCUGAAUUAUUAGAAAACGACGAUAGAUUUGGAUUUAUUAUUAUGGAUGGUAAUGGUGCGUUAUUUGGUACUGUUUGUGGUAAUACCAGAGAAGUGUUACACAAGUUUUCCGUUGAUUUACCAAAGAAGCAUGGUAGAGGUGGUCAAUCGGCGCUUCGUUUCUCUCGUUUAAGAGAAGAAAAAAGACACAAUUAUGUGAGAAAAGUCGCUGAAGUUGCAGUUCAAAACUUCAUAAGUGCUGAUAAGGUUACUGUCAAGGGUUUGAUUUUGGCUGGUUCUGCGGAUUUCAAAACCGAAUUGUCAAAAUCUGAUUUAUUCGAUAAUAGAUUACAAGCCAAGGUUAUCAAGAUUGUCGAUGUUUCCUAUGGUGGUGAAAAUGGUUUCAACCAAGCCAUUGAAUUAUCUGCUGAAACUUUGGCUAAUGUCAAGUUUGUGCAAGAAAAGAAAUUGUUGAAUCAAUACUUCGACGAAAUCUCUCAAGAUACUGGUAAAUUUUGUUACGGUAUUGAGGAUACCUUGAAAGCUUUGGACUUAGGUGCAUGUGAAAUUAUCAUCGUUUAUGAAAAUUUGAAUAUCAUUCGUUAUACCUUGAAGGAUAUUGAAGGUAACGAGGUUAUUGCUCAUGCAAACCCAGACUUACCAGAUAAAUCAUACAUGUUAGAUAAGAAGACAGGAACUGAAAUGGAGACUGUUAAAGAGGAAUCGUUCUUGGAAUGGUUAGCUGAAAACUACAAAAAUUUUGGUGCCAAUUUAGAAUUUGUUACCGAUAGAUCGUCCGAAGGUGCCCAAUUUUGUCAAGGUUUUGGUGGUAUUGGUGCUAUGUUAAGAUAUAAGGUUAAUUUCGAACAAUUAGCCGAUGAAUCUGAUGAGGAUGAAUAUUAUGAUGAUGAUGAUGAAGACUUCCUUUAG